AUGGUCGGUUUCAUUGACAAGUUGAAGCAGCAGUUAGAAAUUUGGAAAAUCGAAAAGUAUACCAAACGACGAGCUUUCCUUCCCGAGUACGACUCAAAAGAUAAGGAGUACUAUGAAAGAUAUUAUCGAGAUGGCGUUUACUACGCAGCAACAGAUAACGUGCCACCUUUACCGAGUGAGCAAGCUGGUAAUAAGCUCAAAGCAUUACAAAGAGCACCCUCCGUCGCCACCAAAAGAGCCAGUACUUUGCUUCGACGAUCCACCACCACAAGCAGGGGACGUGGUACUCCUGCACCGCGUUGUUCUGAAACCUACAAUACUCAUUUUCCAUAA
Lichtheimia ornata is the source of this 333-nucleotide messenger RNA. RefSeq lists its product as uncharacterized. The record is from RefSeq and is a predicted model, not a curated record. NCBI's taxonomy places the organism in Eukaryota, Fungi, Mucoromycota, Mucoromycetes, Mucorales, Lichtheimiaceae. Bases 1 to 333 code for a protein of 110 amino acids. The transcript has 2 exons.